This is a messenger RNA of Linum tenue, 2425 nucleotides long. Lineage: Eukaryota; Viridiplantae; Streptophyta; Magnoliopsida; Malpighiales; Linaceae. The record is from the annotation of a GenBank genome assembly.
AAAAUAAUAAUCUGGAGUGAAGAAAAAACUCGACAAACCCUCCCAUCUUCCUCACUCCUCCCUAAACCCUUCCCUCCGCCGAGCACCUCGUCGUCGCUCUUCUCCGAUUACCGUACAUCUCCGACAAUCACUCGUCUCUGUGACUCUCAGCCUCGGCUAAAAUUCGCCACGCAGGGUUUCAUCUUUGAAACUGCUUAUUAUCUCCGCGCUGCUCGACUGGCCAUCUUCUCUCUUUCUCGCGGACUUUGGUUCCCAUCCUCGAUCGACCCCUUGCUUCCCAUGUUCUUAUUGCAGUGUAGAAGCGAUGCAAAGACCUGACACAUUUGAUGAACCCUUUAUCAUGUCUUGGUAUCAAGGAAUCCUGUGAUCUCCACUAAGAUAGUCUGGUUUUCUUUAUCUCCAUUCAGUAUCUGUCUGUGUGUGUCCAGCAAGAUGCAUGGUACUCGGACCCUUUUCCAUCGUUGCCUAAGAACUCUGAGAAGAGUUCCAAACCCUCAAUUUCGCCCCAAUAUACAAUCUUCUCAGCGAUUUUGCAUCACCCAAAAACCCAGAUUCUCCUACUCCUCUGGUAGCUGCUACUCGACAUCAGCUGCUGCAACAUCUCGUGAAGUGCAGGAAAUUCUGGUAGAAGUAGAGCGUGAGAAGCAGAGGGAAAAAGAGGCUAGGAAACGUGCAGGGUUGGAUACUAAAGAUCUUGAUGCAGAAGAUGAAGAGGAUUACAUGGGUGUCGGGCCUCUGAUUGAGAAGUUAGAGAAGGAGAAGCUGAAAGAAGUCGGUGACAAGCUGCUUAUGUAUGAGGAGCGUUCUGAUUCAGAUAGCGAUGAAGAUGAUGAAAGGUUUGCACCAGAUGCUAUCAGGAAAAAGUUUGAUCAAUUUCAGAAGAAGCACAAACGACAUAAAGAGUUGCUUGACAAUUUCACUGAGAGUGAGACACUCGACGAGGCUUUCAAAUGGAUGAGUAGAAUUGACAAGUUUGAGCAAAAGCAUUUUAGACUUCGGCCAGAGUACAGGGUCAUUGGUGAGUUGAUGAAUCGUCUAAAGGUAUCCGAAGGCAAGGAAAAAUUUAUCCUGCAACAGAAGAUCAACAGGGCGUUGAGGAUGGUGAAUUGGAAGGAAGCUUAUGAUCCUAAUGAUCCAGCUAAUUUUGGAGUUAUUCAACAUUCUCAAGUGGGAUCUAACGUCGAUCUCAUUGAAAAUGCUGAUGGUGAUGAUGAGAAGGAUGAGAAGGAAACAGUCCAAGAUAGUGAUGAGGAAGAGGAGUUUGAUGACAUGAAGGAAAGAGAUGAUAUACUAUUAGAGAAGCUGAAUGCUCUUGAUAAGACACUUGAGGAGAAGCUUGCGGAGUUGGAUUAUACAUUUGGAAAGAGAGGCAAAGCUCUUGAGGAGGAGAUUAGAGAUCUCGCUGUGGAGAGAAAUGCUCUGACAGAAAAGAAAAGGAAACCAAUGUAUAGAAAGGGUUUUGAUGUGAAGUUGAUCGACGUGAAUCGAACUUGUAAAGUUACAAAGGGAGGGCAAGUUGUCAAAUACACUGCUAUAUUAGCUUGUGGGAACUAUCAUGGUGUUGUUGGGUUUGCUAAAGCCAAAGGACCUGCCAUCCCGAUUGCUCUCCAGAAGGCAUACGAGAAGUGUUUUCAGAAUCUCCACUACAUAGAACGACAUGAGGAGCACACAAUCGCACAUACCAUACAAACUGAAUAUAAAAAGACCAAGGUCUAUCUAUGGCCGGCGCCAACUAGAACAGGUAUGAAAGCAGGGAAAACUGUCCAAACAAUUCUGAAUCUGGCUGGCUUCAAGAAUGUCAAAUCCAAGGUUGUUGGCUCACGGAAUCCUCACAACACCGUCAAGGCUCUGUUCAAAGCCCUGAAUGCAAUUGAAACUCCAAAGGACGUCGAAGAGAAGUUUGGCCGAACAGUGGUUGAAAAGUACCUGCUCUAGGAAGCUUUUCCGGUGAAGAAUCCACACAUUCUUAUUCCCCCAGUUAGGUUCUUUUCCUAGAGUUGAAGUAGCUCAGGCAGAGGAAUAUUUAUGUGCCCAUUUUCGCAGCCAAAUUCUGCUUCGUCCUUGGUCGAUGUUUGGUUAUAGCAGCUGACUGAAGCUGGGUGCCGCAGUCUUGGCAGCCAAGAAAAUAUUGGUGCUCUAACUCCACUUUUAUUUUCUUAACCCUUUUGUUCGGUUUAGAAUUGUCUUUUUUGGUUCUGCAUGUUACAGCGAAAGGUCAGAAUCAAAUCGGGAGUUUGGUUAUGGAACUAAAUGUUUGUUAGUUCUACCAUCACUCUCAAUAAGCCAACCUUAUGUACUCUGUAUCUGGGGUUCUUAUUGUGAUUAUCCAAAUUUCCUUGCAACAGAAAGUGAGGGAGAAGGGCUGCAUUAUUAUGGUGUUUUUCAUCUCGUUUUUUUACCUGUUUCGAUAGACUUCUUUUAGUCA